Molecule: messenger RNA, 1274 nt
Organism: Salvia miltiorrhiza (redroot sage)
Lineage: Eukaryota; Viridiplantae; Streptophyta; Magnoliopsida; Lamiales; Lamiaceae
Product: probable pectin methylesterase CGR3
Exons: 7
Coding region: 250-1035 (261 amino acids)
Biological process (GO): pectin metabolic process
Molecular function (GO): methyltransferase activity
Source: RefSeq, a predicted model, not a curated record
GACUCCGAAUUUCCAACCUAAAUCAAUCCAAAUCAUAGUAAUUGUCGGUAAUUAUGUACGUCUCCAUCUUGUCAUUUAUUAAGAGCAAAAAAAGAAAAGAAAAAUAAGUAAAUAGAUAAAUGCUACUGUCUACUAAGAGCGCUUUCUCACUCGGAGCACAAAGCGAAUCCGAGCAGAUCUAGAUCCCAAAUCCAGUUCUUGCGCUCCCCUCUUUAGAUUUUCUAUUUCAGCAGGUUAUUACAUCUUCAAAUGACGUCGAGGAGACCCAAUACUUCCCGUCGCUUUACAGACAGCGGGGUUCCCUUUAUGGGUGCAUUGCAUCACAAGUCUCGUCAAUCUCCUCUAUUAUCUAUAGGACUCGUUGUGGUGGGAGCACUGCUCAUUGUUGGGUAUAUGUAUCAUGGUUCAGGUGGCAGGAGUAGUGAUAUUGCUGCUUUGAAUCGACUCGAGGGUGGGGUUUCCUGUACUCUAGAACUUCAAAGAUUGAUACCUAUCCUUAAGAAAGCGUAUGGUGACAGCAUGCGGAAGGUGCUGCAUGUAGGUCCUGAAACCUGCUCAGUAGUCUCUCAAAUAUUAAAAGAAGAUGAUACUGAAGCUUGGGGUGUAGAGCCCUAUGAAUUAGAUGAUGCUGAUGCCAACUGCAAGAGUCUUGUGAGCAAGGGCGUUGUACGUGUGGCUGAUAUUAAGUUUCCCCUUCCAUACAAGCCCAAGUCAUUUUCUCUUGUCAUUGUGUCAGAUGCAUUCGAUUACUUGUCACCAAAAUAUCUUAAUAAGACUGUUCCGGAUUUAGCGCGGGUGGCAUCUGAUGGAUUAGUUAUAUUAUCUGGUUAUCCAGGUCAUCAAAGAGCUAAAGUGGCAGAGCUGUCCAAGUUCGGACGCCCUGCCAAAUUCCGGAGCUCAUCAUGGUGGAUUAGGUUUUUCAUCCAAACCAGCUUAGAAGAGAAUGAAGCUGCAAACAAGAAAUUCGAACAGGCAAUGGCUAAGCAAUCUUACAAGCCUGCCUGCCAAGUUUUCCACCUUAAACCAUUGCACUGAUGGAACCAUCUACCAUGCCUGCUUCUUAGAUCUUACACUGUUAAGUUAUCCUUGCCAGAAUGUGUGUUAUUUUCUAGUAUACGUACACCAGACAUUCAUCUAUUGUUGAAUUUAAAAUUUUGUUUCUCUCUAUUAAUACCAUUACCAUACAAAAUUGUACCCUCUUCUCUAGGUGGACUUGGAACUCAAAUGUACUUUCUCUUGUUCACUUAAGAAAGAAUUUAAUUAGUGUUCUCGAA